Molecule: messenger RNA, 1038 nt
Organism: Saccharomycopsis crataegensis
Lineage: Eukaryota; Fungi; Ascomycota; Saccharomycetes; Ascoideales; Saccharomycopsidaceae
Exons: 1
Coding region: 1-1038 (345 amino acids)
Biological process (GO): endoplasmic reticulum calcium ion homeostasis
Cellular component (GO): endoplasmic reticulum
Molecular function (GO): calcium ion binding
Source: RefSeq, a predicted model, not a curated record
AUGUUGGAAGGCUACUUUGCUGGCGUCCAGGAACGUGUACUUUCCCGCAGCUGGAACAUGGAAGGGAUUGUGCUUGCCUUGGUAUUAGUCACGGUGGGGCUUUACCUCGGUGGGAGCUAUGCCAACAAAUCCAAGUUUGAAUCUUGGAUUCGUGAACAAUCAAAGAACUUGGAGUCCCAAUUCUUCCAAGUCGGGGUUUCCAAGAAAGAAUUGUUUUUCAGUGAUGACGAACAACAUUAUGUCAGUUAUGCCAGUGGUCGUGUCAACGUUGCCCAAUUUAUCAUGAAGUUUACUUUGGAAAGUCGUCAAAACUUCACGGUGUGGCUCAUGGAACACGUUUUUCAUUUCUUUUUCGAAUCGAUUGAGGCCCUUAACGAUGAAGUGGAAAUCACUGCCACUUUGCAUGACGAUAUUAAAGUUGAUCCAUUUAUCUGUGCCAUUGUCAACAAAGAUGAUAUGGAUAAGAAAAGAAAGGACAAUUACUUCUUGUCAUUAACCAAGACUUCUGACUCUGACAAGUUGCCAGUCGAAUACGUUUACAUGUCUGAAUCUGCGGAAAUCAACGAUGCGUUGUGGACCCCAGAAUUGAAAGAAUUGUUGGAACAAAACGUUGAUUUGAUUCAGUACAUUGCCUUCACCGACCAAUCAUCUGUGCAUCCAUUUUCAUUGGACGAGACCAAGCCUAAGUUUAAAGCGUAUUUGAAAUUGAAGUUGAAAUCCGACAAAAGCUCUUUGGCCAGAACUUCGGAAAUCAUCAAUAGAUUCCUUGAACUCAUUGAUUUUAUUGCUUCCAAGAAAUUCAAGAUCCGUUCAGAAGUCAGCAAGAAGAUUGCCAAAGUUAGAGAAGCAGAAGUCAAGAAAUUGCAAAAAUUAAUCGAUCAAGAUAAGAAGGAGCAAUUGGAAGAACAGAAAUUGGAAGAAAUGAAAAAACAAAGAGAAAAGUUGAAGAACAAUCCAAAAGAGUUGGAAAAGUUGGAAAAGAAGCAAAGAGAAAAGCAACAACGUAAGAUGAUGAAGAAACAGAGAGUUAGAGGAUGA